AUGCAAAUCUAAAACAUGAUGACUGCCAUAUCACAUCCUCCAGGUUUAUUUUCACUUGACUGAACGACGCAGCACUUGAACCAGGCCGUAAAGUCAUCAGCUAAGAAGGAUGCUCAGGAUGCUCAGGAUGCUCAUGGAUGCUCUACGUAAAAACAUGUGGAUAUGGGUGAUCGUCGGGAUGAUCUUUGUGAGUGUGGUGAUCAGCGUCAUCUUCAUUCUCAUCAACAGGUGCAUAUCAAGAAGAGGUUUGUAGCCAGGCGAAGAUUCAUGAGCCCACAUCUUCUCAACAGAAGAUCUGACGACACUAACAGCAGCAACAAAUACCAGGAGAGGAACUUCAAAGCCAUCACCCCACCUUUACCUCCUCGGACACAGUUCAACACAGCAGAGGCUCAAAGCUAUGAAAAUCUGGCUGAGGUACCGGACUACGUUCAGACCGUGCCGGACUACGAGCAGGACAAGCCGGACUACGUUCAGGCCGUAUCGGACUACGAGCAGAGCAUGCCGGACUACGAGCAGAGCGUGCCGGACUACGAGCAGAGCAUGCCGGACUACGAGCAGAGCAUGCCGGACUACGAGCAGAGCAUGCCGGACUACGAGCAGAGCAUGCCGGACUAUGAGAGCAUAGAUGAGCCGCCUGAUUAUCUGAAGCUAGAGAGCGAGGUGGCCAUGCUUCCUCCUCCACCAUAUGAGGAUCCAGAUGCAGCUGCAGAAACUUCCUCCACAGAGGACUACGAUGACAUCGAUGACAUCGAAGGGGGGGUUGAAAACCAGGAUGAUGAAGAGGACUACGAUGAUGUGGGAUAAGCCUGCGAGGGUGCAGGAGGGAGAUUGUUCUAAUAGACACUUUUGACUUUUCUUAUCUGGAUGCUGCUGAGCAGAGAGAUCAGAACGACUUUAUCUUUCCUCACAUUUCCUAUCAUCCAUUUCUGUUUAUAAAUAAAUACAAAACAGCAGGAGAUAUUGUUAUGUAUUGUGUACCAGCUUAGAGAAGAAAGAAUUGUUGUAAACAAAAAUGUUUAUACAACACUUAGUUCCAACCGAGUCAUCUGAUUGGAUGGGAGGCAUCAAUGAGUGCUGAUCAUAGGUUAUUCAAAAACAUUGGAUGUAGUCUCAGGGUGGUUUCAUUUUAGGGACCUGGAUCUGAGUACACUUGACCCCAAAGGUCCGGUUCCUUUGAUCAGUGUGACCACUAAAGUACCGUACUCGAGCACCAGUACACUCCACAUACAUGCUGUCCAUGUUGUGUAUCUGUGCUUGUGCUCGUGCAUGAACUGUACAGUGCCGAAGCACACCUCUUCUAAGCGUUCCAGGACCAAGGAAGUGUAGAUCGGAGCACUCACACUGAUCAAAAGAACUGGAUUUUAGGGGUGAAGCGUGCUUGGGCACGGUACGGAUGGCCAGUGUGACCGCGCCCUUAGACAGGGUAAGGAUUGCCAAGUGUGAGUGCUCCCUUAAAACAUUUGAUUUGACACAAAAUAAGAAAACUGAGAAAAUGGCAAACAUAAAAGACUUUGUACAUAUUUUUUAUCCAUUAGUAAAGAAACUCUGCAUCUUAGUGAUCUAUGUUACAUUUUACAGAAUAAAAAAUGUAUUUGCAGGUUUGACGUUUUACUUAUAAAAACUCUCGGCUACCUAACGUUGGUGGUCACUCACUUUAUAUCAUGUUUUAUAAUGUUUCUGUUUUUAAUCCAGAUAUUUGAAAGACUUCUUUAUUUACAUUUUUCCAGAUCCUUCUCACAGUCAGAGCGGCAGAAACUUGAUGUGUUUGACCCAUUUCAAUAAAAACUGUACAACAAAAA
Molecule: messenger RNA, 1802 nt
Organism: Labrus bergylta (ballan wrasse)
Lineage: Eukaryota; Metazoa; Chordata; Actinopteri; Labriformes; Labridae
Source: RefSeq, a predicted model, not a curated record